AGAAAAUUGUGAGAUAUACUUUCGAAGAAGAUAUCUAUAUAUAUAUAUAUAAAAAAACACGGAUUAUUGGUAUCUUGAAAUUUAUAAAUAGUAGAAUUGAAGAUGCGUAUCGGAUCUUUGAGUCAACAAUUAAAUCAGGAACGAGAAACUUAUUCGUGUUGCAAGGCUUCCCUUUAUGAACAUCAACGUGAGGAGCGUCGCUUUCUUCGGGCACCUUUUCCUCUUCCACCUCUUUCUACUCUUCUUCCUUCUCCUCCACCACCUUCUCUUAUACAGUUUCGUCCUCGUGUUACCAUCGGUGGCCUCAUCGUCUUCCUGCUACCAUCAUAAUGACCAUCCUCUUCAGUCGACGCGUGACCUUCUCGCGGACCGUAGAGAGAGAGUUUCCGUGAACUGCGAGUGUUUGAUCCUUAAAGGCGAGCGUCGCAUCUUUCCAGAGCGGCCAGCUCUCGCUUUUGCGUUAAAGGAGGAAGAGGGACAAGUCCCUCGAGAUCGCGAUCGAUCAUCCAUCGAGUUCCUUUUUAUUCUUUUUCUCUUUCUCUUUCUCUCUCAAUCUCUCUCUCUCUUUCUCUUUUUCUCUCUUUCUCUCUCUCUCUCUCUCUCUCUCUCUCUCUCUCUCUUUUUUUCUCUUUUUAUUUCGCGUAAUAUAUUGAAGAAAAUCGGCCAACUUAGGACGAGAAUCAAGCACGUGUUAGCUCGUUCACUUAUGAAUCAUUGGAAGGAACGUGAAUAAUUGACCAAUUCAUUCUCGUUGGUGAUCUAACAGCGUUCAUCUACCUUCGUUCUUUGAUUUAUCAGAUAUCUACGAAAAAGAUGCAUGCCAUCCUGUUGAUAUUAUUAAUCACACUAGCUAGUGCUAGUAAAGUGGUUAACGAAUAUCUGAUGGGUGGUCAUCUGGACAACAAUGAUCCGAAAAUGAAAACUCAGACGGCCGAGCGCGAGUAUGCAUCUUUGGGAAGAUCGACUUUACUGGACGCCCUUGACCUUGAUCUCGAUGCCGAAGAAAGCACUGUCGGUUCUUUCUCUCUGGCCAAGGACGAUGAAGGUCCACGAUAUGGGCCACCAUUUUCCUUCGCUUUCAACGGUGGGAGACCUUUUUCUUUAGAAAAAGAUCCCAUUACCGGAAAAAUUGAUUACGAGAAAGCACCAGCGGUGAAAAUCUUAAAUUACACUGAUCGUUACGAGGAAUAUGAUGAUAAUGACAAGGAUAAGGAAACAAGCGAAAUGUCACCGGAAGAAGAUGCUGAUUUGCACGCGAAGAAAAAGAAAAUCGAGAAUAAGGAUCCCGACGACGUUAGUCCGAACGAGAUAAAUCCGAAUUCACCGAGUUUUCAUGACUUUCUCAAUCUUCCCGUUCGUUAUUCCUCUGAUAAGUAUAACAAAGAUAAGUAUCCAUUGAUUUCGAGUUCGUAUGCGAACACGAAGGUUCAAAGUGGCUCGAAUAGCUAUAGCACAUACAAUCACAGGCCUUAUCAUCGAGAAACUACUUUAUAUUAUCCUAUUAGAAAAACAUAUAUCCCAAAAACAAGUACUACAACGACGACGAUGACUAGUACUACUACUGUUACCACAACCAUGAAACCAACUACGUUACGUCCAUCGACGAUGUCUACGACUGUACCAACAACUACUACAACAAUUACGACUACUAUGCCUUCGACUACAACGUCUACUACAACUAAAGCACCACCCGUUACCACUUGGAAACCAUCUAGCACAAGUACUGUACGAUAUACAAUAAAUAACAGUAAUGAUUAUGAAGAUAUUCUUUCUUCAUUCAACAUUCCAAUAAAGAAAUUUCAAGAAACAAUAAGCUCCGACCAUCAAAAUCCAAAUAAUCUUGCAGUACCUCCUCACAGAAAACCAGUAGUACAAUUACCUUCGAAAAAAGAAGAGUACGAUAUGUAUGAGGAUUAUGACAUACACGAUGAAUCAAACGAAGAGCAGGAUUAUUCUUUCGAUAAGGAAGUACCUAAAGAACCAAUAAGUUCAAGUACAAUAUCAGCUCCACCGAAUUUUAUAGUUUCGAGUACAACUUCAUCAUCUACUCAAUCAAGCGUUACUACACCUGAAAGUACAACGAUGAGAUCGACCACAUUGUUUUCCACUUCAGCUCCAUCAUCACCAUCGAGCAACAUCAUAUCUACCCAUCCACUACAAUUCCAGAUUGUCCCACAUCCAGUUACUUCGAUGUCUAUCGAUUCUGAUGAUCGAGAACUUCCAACCUUCGAGAAUGUCGUCGAUAAUCGAAGACCUGGUAUUUCGGAUGGGAUGAUUUCCAAUGUGGGAGAACAUCAGGUUAUUCAUCAACGACCACUUGGGAUGGGUGGUGGACAAAUUCUAGUAGGAAGUACGAGUAACAUUGUUGUUCCACCGGAUCAGGAUACGGUGUCUUUCGUACUUGGAAAUAGGCAAAAUGUGGAGGGUGGAGGCUACUAUUCGCCUGGUACAGCGAUUGGUGAGAAUCCUUAUGGAGGUUUGACAGGUUCAGAAGCAUCCUUUAGACCGAUAUAUGGUGAAGUGUCAACUGAUCAAGAUAGUUAUGGCCUUGAGGCUGAUCCACAGAGAACGGUAGCACUUCCAUCGGUAGCUGUUGAACCUAAUUUCGGAUAUGGUCCUCAAAAAUGGUGGCCACCAAAUUCAGGUCCACCUUUAAAAAAUAGCAAUGAAAUCGAAUCAUCAAAAAUACAGUCCUCUAUUGUUCGAGGUACUAUGCUCAUGGAACAGGAAGAUGUUCGAAAUGAAGAAAAAGAUUCCAACCGCAUAGCUUUUCCUAAAACAGAGGAAGAAAAACAUUCAGUUGAAGAACAUAUUGUCAUUAUUAACGAAGCUGAUGGUACGGUUCAAGAACUUCCACCUUCAACAACAAUAAUGCCUUCGAAAACUAAGUCAGAUACUGUUUCAACAGUAGACGAUCAUCUUCCUCAACUUUCCGAAAAUCUUACACCACCCGCCGAAAGACCAAUGCCACCUUCACCUUAUUAUUUCCAUCAUCAGCAUGGUGGAACUGCAAGACCCGAUUAUCCAAGACCUCCUCAAAGGCUUCCUUUACCUCCUGCACGUGGAAAACCAUUUCCUCCUCCUCCCCUUCCACCUCCUAUACCUGAUUCCUUAGCGAUCCGAAGACGACCAUAUCCUUCUGACACAAAAUUACCGAACAUAUUGCCACAGUUUAGGCCAAACGCAAAAGUCUCGCAUGGUCAUCGUAAUCCAGAGAAUAUAGGUACAAUACCAGCGCCGCAAGCAUAUCCUAAUAGGGUUAGACAACCGUCUCACGUCCAUCCACCAUCGAGAAGACCCUUACCACCUGCCCCGUCAUAUCUUCAAAGAUUGAAUCCGCCCCCACCACCGAUCCAUGCCAUCAGACUCGCUGGAUCAUCUUCUACAAUAGUAGAAAACAUUGCUUCUGUUCAGGAAAGUGAACCAACGGUAAAGAGAUUUCGUCACCCAGCAGCGGUACAAUCAACUUCCAGAGGAGAGAGCGACGAGAAUACAAAUCAGCCGAAUCGGUUGCCAGGUCAAAAGCAGAAAUUGCGGUUGGAGGAUGAAGAGACGUCCGAGCGUUAUUCGGAGGAACCACCUCAAAUGCCACCAAGGCCACCUUUGUUUCCACGGCGUAGAACGGCAGAUCCACCACGGGUAACCACUUUGCAAAUGAUCCAACAACGAGGAGAGCUCGAAGAAGAGGAAGAGGCAACGGGUUUGGCAUCUUCCAAUAAUAAUGAUCCAGAUCAGGAGACUAAAAACACGAUGGUUCAAGAAAUGGAACGUAGAAAAGACAUUCGUGAUUCAGUAGCUGAGGCACCGGUUUACGUAGUAUAUCCUGUGAACACUGCGGUUAACAUAGAUCCUGACGAUUCUGGAGAAGACGAAAGUGUCGUAGUAGGAACUAGAGGACCACAUCGUCCUCUUCCACCAGAGACUCUUCUUCGAGAUGACAAGGUUAGAGAGAAAAUCAACGAAGAGGAGUCGACGAUGAUUGAUCUUUACAACGGUCGUCCAGUCAGAGAUUUUUCUUAUUCUCUUGAUAGAGUAGAUCCUUCCAUAUACGCUGGACCCGUGAGAGAGACUCCUAUACUUGUUCCGAGCGAUCAACGUCAUGAAAGUCGUCCGUUGAACGAAAAGGACGAGGAAAAAGAAGAUGGUGAUCACGUAAACGUUAUACCUUAUCUUCAAGAUUUCGUACCUUUUUCGAAAAGAAAAAACGAUGGCGUUAUUUCAGCAACUCUUCAUCGUAUGCCAAACAACAAUCAUCCCUCGUCUACGCCAAUAGCUUAUGUCUACACGCCUACGGCUGAAGCAUCUCAUCAUUUGGACGUCGACGUUAAAGAUGAUGGCUCAAAAAUGAAUAAAAACGAUCAACGACCGAUUCUUUUGCCCUCUCAACAACCUUCAAGUUCUUCGAGUUCUGCACCAUCCCCUCAGAAUUUCAUGGCACCAUUUGUGGCCAGUCUGAGAGCCGAAGCUCCAGCUAAAAAUGGUUGGAAUGUUGUUGUUAUUGAAUCUAACGAUAAGGCAACAUCCGAUGAUAAGACCGAUGAUGUCCAUAUCGACGAUGAAUCGACGAAGAAAAGCGAAUUCGAUCCGGAGAAUUUCAAGCCACAACUUUUCGGUGGCUUUAAACCCAUUUUCGAAUUUCCUAUGGAUGACAAUGAGGGAACGGAAGGACGCGAAAGCAGUAAGGGUAAUUCCUCGAUACCGAAGAACGUACAGCAGGAGGCUGUUGAUUCUGCUGCUUGAUGAAAAAUCGGAAUUAUAGGGAAUUUAUAAGUAUCACGAAAUAUAAAUCGUUCAUUUGGAAUGUUUCUUUUAUUUCUUUUGGCGUUUCUUAUCUUAGAUUAUAUCGAUUAUUUAUCCCAAAUAGAAAAAAUAAUAGGGAAAAAGUAUAACAAACAUCUUUUGUUAUAAAUUAGAAUUAUUUAAUACGCGUACUGAAUUUUCUAAAUAUUCGACGCAGAGUUUAAUUUAAGAUUAGAUAUAUCGAAGAAACGCAGAAGGAAAUUAUUUUCAAAGGAGAGAAGCAUUUCAAAAUCUCGAGUUGGGAUGGUUGGAAUUUAUCAGUUAAUCAUUACGGGGAAAAAUACAAAAUAGCAACGCGCGAAUAGAAUGCUUUAGUUCUUCGAUGAUAUCAAUUUUAUCAGGAUCAUUUUUAAGGAUUUUCAGAAUCAUUCUCAGGAUCUUCUUUUAUUAAGUAUAUGAGAACUAUAUAAACAACGAUCGGUAUGUUUCAUUUUAUUUAUAAAAUGCUAUACAAUCUUCACAAGAUAUUUCUCAUCGUGUAUUAAGGACGUAUAUGAAACUAAAUCGGAACAUGUUCCAUGAUAAUAAUAUUAAUUACAUGUAUUUAUUUAAUUAUUAUAAUUUAUAUAUUAAAAAUAUUUAUGUAUACUUGUAGAUCACAAGUAUCACGUUGACUGAAGAGUGUAGGAUAUUUAUGUAGUAGUAUAUAUUAUAUUUAUCAAAUUUUCUUUCAUAUUAAUAAUGUAAUUGUAAAAUACAUCGAUGUUUUUCAAUAGCAGCCAUAGAUAUAACAUAUCACGAAUAAAAUCCUAAACAAUUUUAUUCUUUAUCCUCUUUUUAUUCAAACGCUCUUGUAAAUGAAAUGCUCUAAUACAUUUAGUACAAAAAGUAAUCUUUACAAUUAUA
Vespa velutina is the source of this 5646-nucleotide messenger RNA. RefSeq lists its product as uncharacterized. Bases 814 to 4740 code for a protein of 1308 amino acids. The transcript has 2 exons. Lineage: Eukaryota; Metazoa; Arthropoda; Insecta; Hymenoptera; Vespidae. The record is from RefSeq and is a predicted model, not a curated record.